Molecule: messenger RNA, 1593 nt
Organism: Topomyia yanbarensis
Lineage: Eukaryota; Metazoa; Arthropoda; Insecta; Diptera; Culicidae
Exons: 1
Coding region: 1-1593 (530 amino acids)
Biological process (GO): DNA integration
Molecular function (GO): nucleic acid binding
Source: RefSeq, a predicted model, not a curated record
AUGGCGUCCGUAUUCCGUUUCAUCUCGAACUGUAGACAAAAGGUCAAGGGGCUACCGAUCGAAACACUGAAAGCGACGGACCGACAGGCGAAGGUUCGGUGUACGAAAAAUGUGGCUUGUGUCCGCGUGCCGUUACAGCAAGUCGAGUAUGAGAAGGCAGAGAAAUGUCUGUUUAAAAUGGCGCAGGCGGAGAGUUUCGUUGAUGAACUAAAGGUGCUGAAACGAAAUAAAGAUCGUCCAGUAAACCAAUGGUUAGCAGUUGAAAAAUCUAGUCCAUUGAGCAAGCUGACACCGUUGAUCGACGAAGCAGGCAUGAUUCGCAUGGAAGGCCGUUGCGAGCGAGCAGAUGAACUACCAUUUGAUCUGCGAUUUCCUAUAAUUCUUCCGGAUAACAACAGAAUUACCUACAUGAUCGUCCAAAACCUGCACGAAGAAUCUGGACAUGGAUACAGACUCAUGGUUAAAAACAAACUGAAGCAGCUGUUUUAUGUGGUUCACGUGGACGCAGUCGUGAAGAAAGUAUCGUCGGCUUGUAUAUGGUGUAAGGUUCAUCGCAAUCGGCCUCGUGUUUCGCGAGAAGCUCCGUUGCCGCUGCAACGACUUACCCCACAUCUUCGCCCUUUCAGCUUUGUGGGAGUUGACUACAUGGGACCCUUUGAAGUGGCUGUUGGACGCCGGAAUGAAAAACGUUGGAUCGCAUUGUUCACCUGUUUAGUAACUCGAGCGGUGCAUUUAGAGGUGGCGCACGGGCUAACAACACAGUCCUGUUUGAUGGCGAUAAGUCGCUUCAUCGGGCGACGAGAUUGGCCGAUUGAGUUCCUCUCGGAUAACGGGACCAAUUUCCAAGGGGCUAGCAAAGAGUUGUUGGCACAGCUCAAAGGAAUUGAGUUUGAUUGCGCUGAACAAUACACAAACGCGAGAACGAGGUGGACAUUCAACCCACCCGCGGCACCCCAUAUGGGUGGCGUAUGGGAGCGUCUGGUACGAUCGGUGAAAGAGAUAUUGAGAGCAAUUAACGAGGGAAGACGGCUUACGGACGAGAUUCUUCAGACGUCCAUCGUAGAAGCAGAGGACAUAAUAAAUUCACGUCCGCUAACAUACGUGUCACAAGACUCAGAAGAAGUGGAUGCGUUGACCCCAAACCAUUUUUUGCGAGGUCCUCCAUCUAAGCAACGAAACGUAACGAGUCCACCACCGCAUCCGGCUGAAGCACUUCGUGAUACGUACAAACGAACGCAGCAGUUAGCUAGUGAGUUGUGGCAGCGCUGGAUCAGGGAAUAUGUUCCAUCAAUAAACCAACGAACCAGGUGGUUUGGCGAAACGAAACCGUUGAAAGCAGGCGAUUUGGUGUACAUCGUCGAAGGCAACAAUCGGAAAUGCUGGGUCCGCGGCAUAGUGGAGGAACCUAUAGUGUCGAGCGAUGGUCGUAUACGACAAGCAUGGGUCCGUACCAGGACCAAGCGGUACAGACGAGCGGCAGCAAACUUGGCCGUGUUGGAAUUAGACGAUGGUAACUCUGAACCGAAUGGUACCUUCGGAUCAGGGUUACGGGUCGGGGAAUAUGUUGGGAACACUGCCAUGCCGCUGCAAUAA